UUCUGCUGUGCCAUUUCCGUUCGUCAGAAUUUUCGGGAUGAUUCGCGAGUGAGGACGUACAACGAAAUAAAUAAGAAAAAAACUGAAAAGUGGACGGAAGCAGCCACGUGGUCCCGAACGAAAAUAUCCUUGGGAGGGAGCAACUACGUGGAUCGUGCAAGGAUAUCAUCUCCAGCCGAUACGGGGCAGCGACGCAUUGAGGGUACGCCGGGAAAGGUGGAGGAGUACGCUGCUUACGGCAGCGUACCGGUACCGGAAGAACCGGCGCCGAGGCUGGUGGAAGACAACGCGAGGCGGCCAUCAUUAUACGCGAACGGCGCUGCUCAUCGCGAGGAAAACAGCUGGUGGCCGGGCGAGCAGGGUGGAGGGAGUCACGCGAUAAGGGAGCGUGAUAAUAACGCCGCGGUGGCGGGUGAGCUAGUUUACAUCAGGAGCUACUUGGACAUGGCGAGUUACUUGACGGCGGCAAGCGCGACCUGCCCCUCAACCGGAAACCCUCAUCAAUACCACCCCCACGGGCAUCCCGCCAUGGGGGUUGGCACCCAUCCGCAUCCUCAUUCUCACUCGCACCCGGGUGCGCCGCGUCCCGCUUUGCCGUCGCCUUUUGCCCUCGCUCCACACGGCCAUCCACACGGCCAUCCGCUCGAACAUGGACUGGCGGCUGCGUUUCCACAAGAAAUACAACAAAUUCCUUGUACAGCAAGACAACAAAUGAAUUAUCCUCAAAUCGGCUACAAGAGUACCAGAAACAGGGUUCAGAGAUACCAGCCGUAUGACUACGCUUUAUUCAACAGAGGUAUGAAUCAACGCAAACAGCGUCGCGAGAGGACGACCUUCACUCGGGCUCAACUGGACGUGCUGGAGGGGCUAUUCACGAAAACGAGAUAUCCGGACAUCUUUAUGCGUGAAGAGGUUGCCCUGAAGAUCAACCUGCCAGAAUCGCGGGUCCAGGUCUGGUUCAAGAAUCGCCGAGCCAAAUGCAGACAGCAGCUCCAGCAGCAGCAGCAACAGCAGCAGCAACAGCAACAGACCCCACCGUCGAAAGGUUCGCCGCGAUCGAAUCAGAAUCACAGCAACAGUAGCACCGGCAGCAGAAUAUCGACGAGUUCGUCGACGACCCCGAGCAGACGAUCCUCGCCGGACUCACCGGCGCAAGGUAGAGAAGCGCCGGUGGCGGGCAACUCGCCCUUGUCGACGCCGCUCCUAUCCACGCAAUCGACGUAUCCUCGAGUCGGGACGACGCUGACUGGCGGCAGCGGGGCCAACAGCAACCUGACCACACCGUCGCCGCCGUCGACACCGAGUUCCAACCAGCUGCAACCGUCGUCCUAUCCGCCCGCGAUGAAUCAGAUCCAUCACGGCGACGCGUACGGCUUCACUUGGGGCUCGGGGGCACCAGCUUCAGUAAAUCACAGUCAGUACGCCGGACAGGGCUACAACGCCUACGCCCAGCCGCCCUACAGCGGUACAGCGGAUUAUUAUAACGCUCAGAUCCCUCAUAUGCACCACAGUCCGCAAGCAAACUAUCAUCAUCCGCAGUACCAUCCGAACAUGACGCUCACCUCGUCCAUGUCGCAUCUAACCAGUCAUCAUUUGAACCCGGUGACUAGUCAGAGUCAGGCCUCCAGCAACGAUAUAGCGGCGGCCGCCGCCGCCGCUGCUGCUGCUGCCGCUGCGUCGGGCGACGACGCCACUGGUUACGUCCUACCCGAUCAGAAGUAUCCGUCAUUGGUAUAGCGGUCAGGCAGGUCCUCCGGGAUCUUUCAGCGGAACCAGGAGAUUGCGAGCGCCAGUUCGUCAAUGUCCUCCUACCGCUGGCGACUGAACACAGCAAUCUGUCACGAGGUCAACGGUAAUCUCGAUUCCGACGACAAUUGACUUUCCGAUACGCAGCUUGUCGCGAUGCUUGACGCGGUUUAGAUCAUUAUCGGCGGCUCCGGAUUGCACGGAUAAAUUGUUAUUCUUGCAUACUUUGUACGGACAUUUACGUCUCUGGCAUACAGGAGUGUCUUCCGAGGCGACAAUCGCCAUUGCGAUUAAAUUGCAGAUUUUUCUUGUCAAAUUUUUCUUAUUGUUAGAAUAUUAGUUGGUUAAGAUGUAAAUAAAAUAUAACAGAGUGUAAAAUAAAAAAUAAAGAUUGCUUAAAUUGUCAUAAUAUCCUCUUUCCCUGUUUUUAUAUUCACGCUAAAUGCAGAGAAAAUGUGAUAUUAUGUUUUUUUUUAAAUCGUUAUUUGAAAUAUCGAGAUAAUCUGUAAAUUUCGAUGAGAAUAGAAUAUAUGAUCGUCUUGUUAUUGUCAUCUGUACAUUAUUUAUUAAUAUUUCAGAUUAGUAUUUUAGCUUUCGGAAGAAAGUUGCAGAGUUUAAGAAAAUAAUAUGUCUAUAAAUGGUGCUAUAAUUUUCAACAGUAUCUUAUAGAUAUUUCAAAGCUUACUUUCAAUAGAUAUGGAUAAAAUCAAAAGUAAAAUUAUAAAAAUACAUAAUGCGUACAAACCAUAUUUUUUUUACAAUUGAUAUUCUCUUAUUUGAUUAUAAAUAACAGGUGUCAACGCACAGGUGUCCACCAUCGCUAUGCGAAUGUUUCAUUCACCGCUAACAACAAUUUUUUAUUUCUCUCCUCUUUUCUGGGAUUCAAAAUUUUUUAUUACAAGAUGAAUUUGUUUUUAUUCCGAGCUUUUUGAAAUAUCUCUUUAGAUAAAAUCAGCGCCAGACAUAUUUAAAAUAUAUUUUUGAAAUAUUGCAGCUGUUAUAUAUAAUAAAUAUUCAUAUAUAAUGCUCGUAACACAAAUAUUUUUUUGUGAUGUUUUAUCGACACUCCUGUGCAAGAGGCUACGUCAUAAAGAAUAUUUAAAAUUAUUAUUUAAAAAUGAACAUUUUCAAUAAUGAAACGCGAUCCAAACGCUAAAAGUCCAAGGAAUCGAGUGUAGACAAUCGACAGAGUACUAAUUCACAAUUAUCAAUUUUUGUUAAAUCAAAUUUUCAAAUUGACAGUUUUUCGAACUGUAGCGUUCUUUUUCAUCAUAAAUAUAUAAAAAAAAAAUUUACAGUCGUGUCGCAUAUUUAACGCUUGUCCAAAUUUGAGUUCUGUCUAAACGGCAUAUUCUUUAGACAAAUAUUUCGUAUGUUUCAACAAAGAUAAAUGGAUUUAGCAGUAGAUGUGGAUUACGAUUGUGGAGCUUGAUCAACCGAUGUCCGUCUAUUGGAAAAUUGAUUGAAAAUUCAAAUUUUACUUCAACGAAGAAAGUAAAAGAGGAAAAAACUUGAAUUCUUUUAAACAAAAGAUAAUCAAUCUCAAAAAUGGUUCGAAGUUUUCCAAAAGCGGGAAGUUUGCGCGCACCAUGCAUCAGAAUUUGUUUUAAGGUUUAAUCUAUGAUAUGCUUUACUUUCUUAAGAUUGAAAGACGAGUACUCAUCACUGCCGUCUUUAUCUCAUUGGUGUUAUCAUUGCGAUUUUUAUUAUUGCAAUUAACAUUGUAUAGAUAAUUAUCCAUAUCAAGUACGGCCAGUGUAGCCGGAAGAUUUUUGUAAAUAAAGAUGAUGAAUAUAAGCGCGUGAAUGAGAGAGGAGAAAAAGUGAAGAAAAAGAUUCGGAUUUCUAUCACGAGAGAAAUCUCGAAUAUAUUUGUCGCGAGUAUGAGGUGAGAAUUGCCUCACCAGAGAGUCUUGUUACAUAGCCGUUUCUUUCUGUAUUAUGAUACUCGUCGUCCACUCGAGGGACAUAAACAGCGCGAAAAAGUGCGUGCCGCGCUGUUUUUCGUGCGAUAACUUCAUUAUCGUAAUGUGUUUUAUUGAGAAAAAAAAGAAAAGUAUAUACGAGAAUGCCUGCUUAAUCGUGAGUGUAUAUUUCGUGUAUACUACCUAAUGUAUAUUAUCGUGAAGCUUCUAGAGGAUAUAUAUAAUUAAAAGAUAAAAAAGAUAUAUCAUUAAAAUUAACGAUAGAAAGAUGAUAAAGCCGUAAUGGAUAUUAUGGGCGUACAUAGAUCUAAGCUACUUUGUAAUAUGCAAAUGUACAUAAAAACGUAUAUCUCUUGUAAGAUACAUGAUUGUUCUAUCAUGUGCGAAGAGAAUCUUCCUACGUCAGAA
Molecule: messenger RNA, 4078 nt
Organism: Linepithema humile (Argentine ant)
Lineage: Eukaryota; Metazoa; Arthropoda; Insecta; Hymenoptera; Formicidae
Product: homeobox protein OTX2
Biological process (GO): regulation of transcription by RNA polymerase II
Cellular component (GO): nucleus
Molecular function (GO): RNA polymerase II cis-regulatory region sequence-specific DNA binding; DNA-binding transcription factor activity, RNA polymerase II-specific
Source: RefSeq, a predicted model, not a curated record